Drosophila serrata is the source of this 312-nucleotide messenger RNA. RefSeq lists its product as uncharacterized. The record is from RefSeq and is a predicted model, not a curated record. Lineage: Eukaryota; Metazoa; Arthropoda; Insecta; Diptera; Drosophilidae.
AUGAAGUACACUUGCGCCUUGCUCCUUCUAGCCUCCUUGGCCUGUGUCCUUGUGAGCCUAUCGAGUGCAGCCAGUUCCACAACCACAACGGAAGCCUCUUCGGGAACCACCACCACAACAGCAGCAUCCUCGUCCUCUGACACCACCACCACCACGGCUUCCUCCUCGGACUCAACCACUACCACCACAGAGUCAUCAUCAUCCUCGUCGGGCAAGAAGAAGCAUGUUGUCCACUAUAAAAGGAAGAUACAUCGCCCGAAGAAGGUCAGGAAAAUCAAGAGGAACAGGAGUCGCAGGAACCGCAGUGGUUAA